This is a messenger RNA of Patella vulgata (common limpet), 4924 nucleotides long. RefSeq names its product serine/threonine-protein kinase 31. Gene Ontology annotation, biological process: protein phosphorylation; spermatogenesis. The transcript has 28 exons. The record is from RefSeq and is a predicted model, not a curated record. Gene Ontology annotation, molecular function: ATP binding; protein kinase activity; RNA binding. NCBI's taxonomy places the organism in Eukaryota, Metazoa, Mollusca, Gastropoda, Patellidae. The coding region runs from base 71 to 3703 and encodes 1210 amino acids.
CCGAUUUGUUGUAUUUUCCCUGUGGCUCAUGCUACUGCGGUUCCUGUAAAAAAAAAAUAGAAAUAUAGAAAUGGCAGGGCAGAGGCGAUAUCCACAAACAUUUGAUGUAUUUGUGGGUAAUUUGCCGGAAGAUGCUGAUCAGAAGAAAGUUGGGAAGUUGUUUAACAAAUAUGGAGAAAUAGCUGCCAUUAUUGUAAGAGAUAGUAAUCAUCCAGGACAAAAAUUAGCCUAUGUGAAAUACUUAUGUGAAGAAGAUGCCAAACGAGCAAUUGAAGAUGGAAAUAAAAUGGAAAUUGGUCCAAAUAAACUUAUUGUUCGUAGAGCAGAACAACGCAAAAGACCUGGUGUUAAUAUGUCCGGUGGAAUGAUGAAAGAUAAACCAGUUUUGCAAAUGGGAUUAUCACAGAAAGAACCAGAUCUAGUUUCUAAUAUUGACACAGCCUCAAAUUCUUCAAAAGACAUGAUGGAGGAAUAUGUUACUGUAACUCAUGCUGAGACACCUAUCACAGUGUUUGCUCAGACCUCUAAUGAAGACAAUCUCAAGGAAGUACAGAAUGUCCUAACUCAAUUGGCAGAACUUUGUCCGUCUGCUCCAAAAUUAUCAGGACCUGUGGAAUAUAGCAAGGUUUAUGCAUCCAAAUUUUUUGAAGAUAAUCAAUGGUAUAGGUGUCAAGUGAAGCAGAUACUUGGAACAGAUAAAGUAAAGAUACAGUAUAUAGAUUAUGGAAAUAGUGAAGAAAUUGAUCCCUCAUCUUUAGUAGAAAUACCUCAAGAAAUUACAAACUAUUCACCAUUUGCUCAGAAAUUAGUACUACACAACCUCAGAUCAAAAGAUCUCAGUUGUCCAAAGGGUAUAGCUUUUUUACAAGAGUUAACUGUUGGAAAAGUUUUGCGUGCUAUAUUACGUCGUAGAUUAACAGAUGGUAGUGGUUAUUAUGCCGAAUUAUUUGAAGAUGGUGAAAGUAUUAUAGACAAAGUGGUAGCUGAAGGUCACGGGGUCAUCAGACAAUUACAGAAACCAAUAGGAAUGGGAGAUGAUAUGAAAAUGGGAAUGAAUCGCAAUAGUAAUAAUAAUUCAAGAGAAAUGAUGCAAUCUUUAAGUGGAUUAGACAAGUCAGCACUGCAAGCUAAGAAAAGAGAACUAGAUAAAGUUAGCUCAGAAAGAGAUAUGUUAAAUAUGGAGUUAGCUAAUAUGAGAGGAAAGAUGAAGAAUUUACAAACUGAGUUUUCCACAGUCUCAAAUAAACUAAUAGAAAACAAUCUUAAUCAAAUGCUACAGGUAGUUAUGAAUCUGGCCACAAAAGUAAAACACAUCAGAUCUCAGUUUCCAGAUGAUAAAAAUACACCUUUAGAUGAAGCAAUUAAAAUCAUUUCUGGUGAAAAUAAGUCGAAAACUAUCCAGAUAGAAUCUCUACCACCAGUAGUGUCAACAUUAUCUACAUAUAGAGCUGCACAGAAAGAAAUAUCACUCUGUAAAGAUAAGUCAGAGUUAAUAGAAAUGGUGACAACUAGAGAUGCAGCUAGAAUUGAAUUGUUUGAUAAAUUGAAUGUUUGUGUGGCUGAAUUAAAGAAGUAUCCCUUACAAGAAAGAGGAACUCAAGUGACGAAUUGUAUGGAUGUUAUUGAAAGAAAUUAUAGUUACUUUAUUAACUUUCUUAUUCCGUCACCAAACAUGCUAAGUGAAUUGGGUCCAGCUUACCAAGAUUGGAAGGAAAAGAAGAAACAGGAAUCAGAACAAUGUCGUCAACAGACUGAUACAAGUAAACAGGCUGUACUAGCAUCACUAAUGCAGUUUCAUACGUUAUUGAGUUUAGAAGACAUGGAAUCAGCAGAUCAACAAGUAAAUAUAGAUAUAGAUGGACAGUUAAAACACUAUAUAUCAGCUUUACAAUCGGAAAUAAGUAAAUCAGAUACAGAAUCUGGUCGUGAUUCAGCUUUUUUAGCUAACCUUGUACAAAGUUUAUAUAAAGAAUUACAACAGGAGAGAUCAUGUAUAGAUAAUUAUACACAAUUAUUAACAGAAUUUCAACAGAUGAUAACCGAUAUAGAACCAUGGUUAAACUGUAAACCAUCUACUACUGAAUUACAAUCUACACGCAAAAGGUUACGAUCAUUAAAAUCAAAAUUAAGACAUAGAAUAGCAGAUAAAGAAGAUCAUGAAGAGAAUGAAGGAGAGGGAGAUGAAUUAGAUGAAAUAAAGACAGAUAUUAAUGAAAUACGUAAUGAAAUCCACCAGAUAUUGAUACAAGAAAGUAAACAAUUGUGUUCAAUGUCAAAGUUAGCAGAAGCCCAUUUUCCAGAAGUUUUAUCUGAGUUUACUGAUUUUGGUAUUGAUACCCAGAUGACUUAUCAAGGGCUGGUCAAAGAUAGUUAUGAAAUAGAACAUUUUGAUCUGACACCAGUUUCUGACAUGGUUAAUGAUUUAUAUGAAUCUGUUUUCUGUGGAGAAACAGUCUAUAUAAAGGAUUAUAUAUUGGGUGACGCAGAUCAUCUUUAUAAAGAUCAGUUUAUAAACCAGUGUUUUACAUUUUCUCAAAUACAAGAUGAAUAUCUUCAUUCAAUAGACACAGUCUUCUUUGAUAAGAGCGGCAGACAUGGUUAUAUUAAAUCACCGAAGGAAGGAGAAUUAUUAACUUCUGUUAUGGAAUCGGGUAUAAGACCAAACAGUAAGGCAAUACAACAAAUUAUAAGAUGUGUGAGUAAAGGUUUGGGAGCACUUCAUGCUAAAAACUUUAUUCAUGCUGACAUCACACCACUGAAUAUAAUAAUGAGAGAUGAUGGCAGUGCUGUAUUAAUGGAACCAGAUUUCUCCAGAUCAGUGACUGAUAGAUGUCGUAAGAAGUAUGUAACAAAGAGUGGUUUAGAAUUUAUUCCACCAGAAAUACGUAAUAUGGCUGAAGUAACACCUUCUGUUGAUCUAUAUAAUCUAGGUUUACUUAUACUAUGGCUCCAUUAUCCUGAUUCUAAUGUUGCUUUAUUACCUGAUAAUGUUCCUGAUUUUACUUCUUUACCUUUAGAUCAAUCUACUCAGAUGAUAUUACGUUCCUUACUCAGCAGUAUUUCACAUCUCCGUCCAACAGUAGAACUAUUAUUACAAUCACCUUAUCACACUAUGGAUUUACCAGAUAAUCUUAUAAUCUCACAACCAUCUAAUCCCUUUAAUCCACCCACCUGUAUGGCAAGUCAUGGUGGUGGAGACAGGUUUACCAUGACAAGUAUAAGUGUAAGGCACAGUGAAUACAAGACUAGUUCUACAGGAGACAUAAAUAAAGGUUCUAACCCUUUUCCUGAUGUACCAGAUUAUCCUACUACUAGUACUAGCAGUCAUAUACAACAAAAACUAGUCUACUCUAAACCCAGCAGUAGUCAUUCGGAAGAACCAUUUGAAAUUGGAACCUUCGACUUAGCAGACGCGAUGUCCUCCAUUCCUGAUCAGGUUGAGGAAUCCAUCUCGGACAAUACACCGAGCCAAGAGAGUGACUUUAACAUGGAUCAAAAUGAAAUUACAAAGAUGCUAGAAGGAACAUUUCCCUCUGAGAAUGUAGUCGUUUCUGCUGAAUUACAAAAUUUAUCAGUAGCCGAAAAUACAAAUAAUUCUAACAUCGAAGCUGAGAAAUUAAAACAGGAGAGUGAAAGAGAGUCAUCCACCCCUGAUUCAUUCUCUGACGAAGUGCAAUCUGAAAAUAGUACGGAACAGCAGUAAGAUGAAAAUAGGCACUGUAGCCUAAAUAUAGAAACUUUUCACAUUAUUCAAUUUUCUAAUAUAUAUACAAUUUUCUAAAUAUCUUUCUAAAAAUUUGAAAUUUGUUUAGUUUCAUAUGAAUAAUGCAGAACUUUAAGGUGUCAAAAUUUUGUUUUAGUGAAAGCAGUAAUUUUUAGGUUUUUUUAAAAAUAUUAUUUUAUCAUAUGCAGAACUUAUAUGACAAUCUGAAUCUAAUGACAAUUUUUAUUCAUUUUUUUUUUGUUGUUGGGACAUUUUAAAAUUGUGACCUCAAGGAGAGGGGCUGUUGUUGACUUUAUGUUAUCUGUAAUGUAGUUGUUAUUAUUUUUGUAUAUAAUUAUUGUUAAAAUAUUCUGGUUCUCUGAAAAUCCUUCCAAAAAUUCAAAUAAUAAUGUGCAUGUAUAAAGCACUUUAUCCAUCCAGGGUGCUUGCUCUAAGUGUGGUAAAAAAUCAAUGGGUACAUGAACAUACUGUCUUUAAGUCUAGCUUUAAACUGAGCAAUCAAUCCUGAACACUUUAUCACAGCCGUUAAGCUGUAUACACUAAAAGCUGUAUCACCAAAUGAUUUUAAUCUAGUGGAAGGUAUAAGUGAAAAGGAAGGAUUUUUAUUUUGAUACAUGGUGUUUAUAUGAACAAGCCUGAAAAUAAGGCACCAUUUGAGCUUUGUCUUGCAUAAUUCCUCCAGUGUCUGUCAUAGAUUUGUCUUUGAGCAGAGUUUUGUGAUAAUAUUUAUAUACAUGUCUGGCACAUUUUAUCAGGUACAGCUAACAUUAUUUCCAGGAUUGUAUAGGAAUUCACAUACAUAACUAUUUCUGGUGUUAAAUACCCAAAUCUGUUACUGUACACUAAGCUAAGUAGAACCAGGUUCAUUUACAAGCAGUAACUAAUUGUUUCAGUCCAUGGAUGCAAGUAUAAAUUUUGUAGUUUCUGAACUUACAUCCCAUUACUGCUUAUGAACCGGCAGUAAUUAAUUUUUGAAGUAACACCGACUACUGAGGUAUCUGACUGAGAACCAGAAUAUUUUGUUUUAAUUGGAGUAUGAUCUUGAACACAAAUUAUUGUUAUGUUUAAAUAAUGUCUUUCUUUUCCAUUACUUUAAAAAGUCCAUCAUAAUUCAUUUCAGAACCAUAAUGCUUUUUAGUUCAUCGAAAAUACUGCAAAGACAUAAAUGCAGUGUAAAUAAAAGAACUCUUAUAAACACCA